UAUAGGGGUUUGCAGGGCGCGCGACCGACAGAAGGGGGGGCUAGGGUGCGUCGCGCAGGCGUCGUUCAGUCGCUCGGUCGGGCGCGCCGACGCCACACGCGCGCCAUGGACGACACGCGAGCGCGUGACCGGGCACCUCUCACCGUCAUCGUCGCCCCAAGCAACGCUUCUCCCCCUCGACUGUCCCCAGCCGACUUGCUACCAGACGGAGACGCCGCGUUCCACCCUCUAUCCGUCGUCAAUGGACGGCUAACUCCACCCGGCCUAGAGCCCGCUUCAUACGCCACUUUAACACCUCUAUUACCUUUACCGCCUAUCAGUACAGUCUCGGAUAAGUUCGCGUACCAUGCAGGCGGCACGUUCACAGUCAUACAACAGCAACAAUCUUAUGCGUCGUUAUCACCAGCGCCGUAUAAUGAGCCGCUGUCUCCCCAAUCCGCAUACAGUAGAAGAAGCGCGUCGCCGAACUCUUUUGAAAGACGCUCACCGACACCGCCUUUACCAAGCCCAGGACUAGAUUUAAACGCUGCCUUAUUAGCGAGAGAAGAGCAGCAAGCGGCUCAACAGCAGCAAGCACAAAGUGACACGGAAGAAAUCAACACGAAAGAGCUAGCUCAACGAAUAAGUGGCGAACUGAAACGCUACUCAAUCCCUCAAGCCAUCUUUGCUCAGAGAGUCCUAUGCAGAUCACAAGGGACUUUAAGCGAUCUUUUAAGAAACCCGAAGCCUUGGUCGAAGUUGAAAUCAGGACGGGAGACGUUCAGGAGGAUGUGGAAAUGGCUGCAGGAGCCGGAGUUCCAGAGAAUGUCGGCGCUUAGGCUUGCAGCGGCCCAGAUUCCUCAGAGAGGCAGUGUGUUUGUCACGUCGUCAGGCUGCAAGCGCAAGGAGGAGCUGGUGUCGGAUACGCUGCCUUCCCCGAAGAAGCCCCGUUUGGUUUUCACAGACCUCCAGCGGCGUACUCUACAGGCUAUUUUUAAGGAAACAAAGCGGCCCUCAAAAGAGAUGCAGGUGACAAUAGCGCGCCAACUCGGCUUAGAGCCCACCACCGUCGGCAAUUUCUUCAUGAACGCGCGCCGGCGAUCAAUGGACAAGUGGAAAGACGACGAUGCACCAUCCACAGACCUAGACCAACAGUUGGACCACGACAUGGAUCAUGUCCCCAGUCUGGACUCUGCGGAAUCGGAUGAUGAACAUGACGAACAGGACGAUCAUCUCUUGUGACGCCGUAUUCCCCAACAGCAUCUGUUAGUGCUAUGAAAGUUUGGAGUUGUCUUUGAUUUUGAAGCUGCGAGUGCAGGGUAGGGUAGUAUAAGAUUCUUUACA
Cydia strobilella is the source of this 1323-nucleotide messenger RNA. It is a transcript of the gene onecut, whose product is annotated as homeobox protein onecut. Lineage: Eukaryota; Metazoa; Arthropoda; Insecta; Lepidoptera; Tortricidae. Gene Ontology annotation, molecular function: RNA polymerase II cis-regulatory region sequence-specific DNA binding; DNA-binding transcription factor activity, RNA polymerase II-specific. The transcript is spliced from 4 exons. The record is from RefSeq and is a predicted model, not a curated record. Bases 106 to 1221 code for a protein of 371 amino acids. Gene Ontology annotation, biological process: regulation of transcription by RNA polymerase II. Gene Ontology annotation, cellular component: nucleus.